This is a messenger RNA of Procambarus clarkii (red swamp crayfish), 4797 nucleotides long. RefSeq lists its product as uncharacterized. Lineage: Eukaryota; Metazoa; Arthropoda; Malacostraca; Decapoda; Cambaridae. Gene Ontology annotation, cellular component: membrane. The record is from RefSeq and is a predicted model, not a curated record. Gene Ontology annotation, molecular function: G protein-coupled receptor activity. Gene Ontology annotation, biological process: G protein-coupled receptor signaling pathway; cell surface receptor signaling pathway.
UAGAGUAGGGAGCGGAGAGGUGGGAGUAUGGUGCGUGUGUGUGGCCCGGCCGACAGUUGUCUCUCACCUCAGUGGGGAGUUGGACGCUGCGCGGAGCACCUCCCAUACACCACCUACUACCGCACACAUCCUAUCCCCAUAUCCCAGACACAUCCUACCACCCUUAUCCCAGAUACAUCCUACGUACCACAGCAUCCCAGACACAUAUCCUACCCUCACGUCGCACAUAUCCAAGACACAUGCUAACCCCAUAUCCCAGACACAUCCUAUCCCACAUAUGGAUUAAUUAAUCCACCAACCCAGAUAAAUCCUAAGUCAAGCCCCUGGGGUGACUGAUCUUAACGUGAAGGAACACGCCCCGUACUCCAGCAUCUGCGACGAAAGCUUGGUGAGGUUGGCGCCCAUCAGUAGAGUCACGCUCCCUCUCCCACCUGCCUUGGCGAGGAUGGCAAUCACUAACAGAGACAACUACUCUCCAUUACCUAAGUUCGUCAUGUCAACCACAACAACGCGAGGCCUGUCCUCAGCUACAGUCUGGUUGUUCCUGACCGUACUGACGUGGACGCCCGCUCUGAUCGUGGGCGUCAUGAGCAGCGAACACCCGCUGGUGCCGUGGGAGGACAUGUGGGAGGAGGCAGAAGAGAUGACACAGAAGUACGGGUGUCCCACAGACAACGCGCUGUGUGGGAGCAACAACACACGCUCAACGGACAUCCUCAGCGACAUCCAAAAUAUCUGCAAGCCGUGCUGGUGCGACGACGCGUGUCAGGUCUAUGGAGACUGCUGCAGAGACAAGGCUGAGGCUGACUGGGGCGACGGUCAUGACGAGGACAAUGGCCACUACAGCUGCUUGGCAAUAAGUACCACGGGGAUGACUGGACUAAUGAUGAUGGAUUCUUGUCCACCUGAGUACGCAAACCAGCCAGUCGAACUGCUCUGUACCCGAAAGGUGCCCCCAGAGUCCUACAGCUAUGUUCUAGACAUGCCUGUCACCUCCCGCCUCACCAACACCACCUAUGUCAACUACCAUUGCGCCAUCUGCAACAACGAUGCUGAAGACCUCCACACCUGGAAUGUAACCAUCAAGUGCAACACUAAACAGAUCGCGAAGGAGUACUCCAUGGAGGAGUUUAUGAAGAAGGCCCAGUACCAGGCGGGGAUGAGACAAUGGCGCCACUACACUUACCGCUCCCCCGAGGACCAGCAACGCAAUAUACCCCACAAGACAUUUAAUUGUUUCUUCGAGAUAUCAGAAUUCAAGAACCCAAUACUGUUUGCUGAAAAUUAUGGUGGCCGCCUGUGCCCCUAUCCAAGGAACAGGUGUGAUAAGAAGUUUGUUGGCAAGAGACAAUGCAUCGAACAGGUGCGAGACUGUGAUCCUGCUUGGCCCAAUCAUCUGGAUAGAGUGAAAUGUCAUCGAUACUCUCACUUUCUUCAGUACAAAGAUGCUGACGGUCAUGUGACUGUUUUCAAGAACCCACACUGUGCCAGAUGCAAUUUUAAAAAUGUGUCAUCCAAUGCUCUGACAUGUGUGCCACUGCAAAAAUAUAACAAAUGUGCAUCGAAAAGAGGUUAUUCUCCUCCACCGCUUCCUCUGUGCUUUUCUGUACUAAUGGACUUCAGUAAAGACAUUUGUAACAAUGUCGAUGAAUUAUGGGAUCCCAUUCACUUAACUUGUAAGAAAAUUUAUUGUGGAGGUCUUUAUAAACUAGAAAAUGGAGAAUGUGUCAGAGACUCCACAGCUUACCGUUCACUUGGAAAUUCUACCCUGCUUGAUCAGUCAUGCCCAAAGAUAAUGCUUAGUGAAAAUGAGUUUAUCCCUCAAAAUGAUGGCACAGUGUUUGUUAAUGCCUCAAAAAAAGUAUAUCAGAAAAGUGAAUUUGAAAUGUUCAAUAAAACCAAGAUAUUAAUCUGCAAUGCUCACUUCCAGUAUAUUGGUGGGUUCACAAAUAUUCAUGAACUGCUGACACUCAUUGUUUUGCUCAUUUCACUGACUGGUUUGGCAUUACACAUCGUGAUCUAUCUUUUAGUGCCACGUUACAGGAACUUGCCAGGGAAAAAUCUCUUCUCCCUCAGCUGUUGCCUCUUCACUACGCACUUCAUCUUCCUUACAGGGAUGAGGGCAACUGAUAACUAUGGACUUUGUAUCUUCAUUUCUGCCACUUUCCACUACUUUUGGCUUGCUUCCUUCUGCUGGAUGAAUGUGAUGAGUGUUGAUGUGUGUCGCACUUUUACCAGCCAGCUCUACAGGGGGAGUUUAGAUGCCAGUCGAACUUAUAUCUUCUACUCCAUUUAUGCCUGGAGCAUCCCUGCACUCGUUGUUACUUUGUCGUUUGUAUUUGAUCAUAUUGAUAUACUACCUGACUACAAGCCUAGAUACGCAACAAAUAUUUGUUGGAUAAGCAACCGAUACGGCCUGGCAUUGUUUUUCUUACUUCCUGUUGGCGCCAUUAUCCUGGAAAAUACUGUCCUUUUCUUCGUGACUGCUUGCGAGAUUUACAAGCAGGCCAAAGCUGCAAAAUAUGCAAACACCCGUUCCCAGAGUGUUAAAGAGAGUCAUGUGCUCCAAGAAACCAAACAAAAUGGUGGGAAACUCCAAAAGCAUGGUGUCCUCAAACAUAUGCCACAAGGUCGGAGACGAACAAAGGAGCGGGUUCGUUUGAUACUCUACGUUAAACUUGGAGUAAUUCAGGGCCUCUCCUGGGUGACUGGGCUUGUGGCUGCCUUCGCUGACAUCCCUGCUUUCUGGUACCCAUUCACUAUUUUCAAUGGUCUACAAGGAGCUUUCAUAUUUCUUGGAUUUGACUUGAAGAGUAAGGUUGGAGAGGCAAUGUGGGAUGUACUUUUCAAGAAACCAUGGAGAGACUAUAGAAGUUCUAAGGACACUCGUACCACCAGUGGAGGUCGGAGCAACUCUAGCCAGAACCAGUCAUCAAAAUCCUAUAGUGACUCUGAUGAAGAGGACAGAACAGAUCAAUCAGUGCGAGGUGAUAUGGGUGCGGCCCCGAGGGCUGUGGAGGGUGUACAGUGUGGUAGCACUACAGGGCUCACUCAGCCCAUGCAUACCUCUGCAAAAGCAAGUUCACAACAAUCCAGUAGCCACAAGACAUCUGCUUGUCGAAGAGGCACUAAGGAUUUCAUGCAGGAUCCAUCCAAGUUCAAAAAUUUCCAACCUUCAUCCUUGGGACAGACUCAAGAUUCAAAAAAUGGUGAUAUGCAAGGUAGUGGAGUGAAGAGCAAGUUUGAGGAUGAGACUGCUGAAGAUGCUGUCAGGCAUUCACAAUUUGGAUUUAAGGGAGUGUGUUUCACUACUCUGAAGUCAGCUAACCAUGAAGCCAAGAAAGAACAGAUUGAGCAGCAAAAUAAUAAACUGGACCUACAGAAUGUGAUGGAUCUCCUUCAGCAGUCCAAGAACUCUGUAGAUUUACCAGACCUGGUUCAGCAGCUUCUUUUGCAAAGUGGAGGAUCUGUAGAUGAUAAUGAGCAGAGACCUUCACCUUUCACAAAGUGCAAGAGCUUCUCAGAGGGCACCAAUCCGGUACUGCAGGAAGAGCAGUGUAUGGCCCUUGAUGCCAGACUGAAGCUUCUGGAGUACUCCAAAGAGUGUCCAGGCAUCCACAGCCUAAUCAUUUCUCAUGCUCACACAGCAUUUCCUGAAGCCAGACAGGUAUCAAAUGUAUCCACUGGACCCGGCACAGUUUCGAAGGCAAAUGACUACCAUCAUAUUGGACUACCCUCACUAACUUCCUUUCCACCGACUCAGCAGUGUAAGCAGCCCAAAUCUCUUGUAAACACAGUCAAUAACUUUGGCGAUGCUUGUUCAUGUUCCACCUGCAAGCAUCACCUUUCACAGUUGCUAAAUGAAGAAGAGUUUAGCCAAAACCAGGAAAAGAAAGAACAGGCACAGGGAUCUGGUAACCUUCUGCAAAGAAGACCCAAGUCACUAUCUUUUUCUCAGAUAUCCCAUGUAUCGCUAGCUGCUGCAAUUAUGCAAAGGGCUUCUCUGGAUGCUCAAAAAAAGCAACACUUCUCCGAAGAGAAUACCAGGGCCCACGUAUGGGAUGAUACAAGAAAAUUACUCGCUAAACUGAGCAAGAAAGUCAAAGUAUCGGAGAGUUUGGUGUAAAAUGCCAAAGAACAAAAAGCGUCAAUUGUGAUAAUUAAAAAACUAACAUAUAAAACCGUAUAAUAUCUCAAAGAUAAAUGUCUAGUGUAUGAUGCUGUUUGUCAAUAAAUAUUUCAAUGAUGUGCUGUCAGUAACUUGUAUAGAUGUAAGUGUUCACCAAAGAGUUCUUUUCAACAUAAUCCACAAUUAUCUAAUGUAGUGUCAUGUGUGUUGAGUUAUAUAAUGAGCCUUUAUUUAAGAAAUACAAUGUGUGUUAGUGUCUAGUUUGAUAUUAAUAUAGGAGUAUAUCAGAGUGGUGCAAUAUCCCCAUGACUAUUCAGUGUAAACCCGCCAAACACACGACGAAACUAUGAUGUUACUACAGCGUUCGAACAAGGUAUAACACCUAACAAUUCUAACAACCAAUAUAGCAAGUUGUAGCAACGUUCUAAUAGUUCAUAAAAACUAUAUAUAACAAGAUGUAACACCUUUAUUACAAGUUGUAACAAGGGAAUCAUAGGGACCAUUACAUUGUGUGUUUGCAGGGAAGUCAGCUCUCAAUGUGUGUGUGAAGCCCAUUUCAUUUUCUCCACCUUCCACAUAACUUAUAAUAAUUUCUUAAAUCCAUGACCUUAAAAUAAAUGCCGUUUUUUUUUUUUUUUUGCCUUAUUACAAUAUGUUUUCCUUGUUUU